Molecule: messenger RNA, 7463 nt
Organism: Trichechus manatus latirostris (Florida manatee)
Lineage: Eukaryota; Metazoa; Chordata; Mammalia; Sirenia; Trichechidae
Gene: ELK3
Product: ETS transcription factor ELK3
Exons: 4
Coding region: 171-1517 (448 amino acids)
Biological process (GO): cell differentiation; regulation of transcription by RNA polymerase II
Cellular component (GO): nucleus
Molecular function (GO): sequence-specific DNA binding; DNA-binding transcription factor activity, RNA polymerase II-specific
Source: RefSeq, a predicted model, not a curated record
AAAAAAGAGGAGCGAGAGAAAGAAAAAAAGGGGGAAAAAUCAGGAUCUCAUUACAAGAGCAACAGACCGUCUGCAGACGCCUGUCAGCAUGGAAAGUCGGGGGGUUUCGCCUGGUUCCUCCUAGAAAUUCCCCCCGAAGAAGGAUCUUGAAAGCUCCCCCACAUCUGGGUAUGGAGAGUGCAAUCACACUGUGGCAGUUCCUGUUGCAGUUGCUGCUGGACCAGAAACAUGAGCACUUGAUCUGCUGGACCUCGAAUGAUGGUGAAUUCAAGCUCCUCAAAGCAGAAGAAGUGGCCAAACUGUGGGGACUCCGAAAAAACAAAACAAAUAUGAACUAUGAUAAACUGAGCAGAGCCCUGCGAUACUAUUAUGACAAGAACAUCAUCAAGAAGGUGAUUGGGCAGAAGUUUGUGUACAAGUUUGUCUCUUUCCCAGAGAUACUGAAGAUGGAUCCGCAUGCGGUGGAGAUCAGCCGGGAGAGUCUUUUGCUGCAGGACAGAGACUGUAAGCUGCCCCCCGAGGUCCGCGAGGCACACAAACACAGCCUGUCGGCCCUCAAAAGCACGAGCCGCAAUGAAUACAUCCACUCAGGCCUGUACUCGUCCUUCACCAUCAACUCCCUACAGAACCCACCAGAUUCUUUCAAGGCAAUCAAGACAGAGAAGCUGGAGGAGCAGCCUGAAGGCAGCCCUCCUGUUGAAGAAGUCAGGACUGUCAUCAGGUUUGUGGCCAAUAAAACCAACAAGCAUGUCACCAGGCCUGUGGUGUCCCUGCCCUCCACGUCCGAGGCCGCAGCUGCGUCUGCUUACCUGGCCUCAUCCGUCUCAGCCAAGAUCUCCUCCUUAAUGUUGCCAAAUGCCGCCAGCAUUUCCUCUGCGUCACCUUCCUCAUCGAGGUCCCCAUCCCUGUCCCCCAACUCACCCCUCCCUUCUGAACACAGAAGCCUCUUCCUGGAGGCUGCCUGCCAUGACUCGGAUUCCCUGGAGCCCUUGAACCUGUCAUCAGGCUCCAAGACCAAGUCUCCGUCUCUCCCCCCAAAGGCCAAAAAACCCAAAGGCUUGGAAAUCUCUGCACCCCCACUGGUGCUCUCCGGCACCGACAUUGGCUCCAUUGCCCUCAACAGCCCAGCUCUGCCCUCGGGAUCCCUCACCCCAGCCUUCUUCACCGCACAGACACCAAAUGGAUUGCUUUUGACCCCGAGUCCACUGCUAUCCAGCAUACAUUUCUGGAGCAGUCUUAGUCCAGUUGCUCCGCUGAGUCCUGCCAGGCUGCAAGGGCCAAACACGCUGUUCCAGGUGAGCAUUUGGACAUGCACCCUUUUAAAUAAAGAACUUCUAAGGAUUAUUUACCCUGAUAAAUCCUGCAAAGUAACAGUGAGCCCUGUCUUAUAUUUGGCUAAAAUAUUAAGUUUCCAAAGGAAGUUCACUUUAAUGGGGUUUGCACACCCUUUAAGGGCAGAAAUUUUCAUUGAGGCAGAAAUGCCUUACUCAUGUCAGGUAAAUGGAACCAUUACCUAGUUCUUGAAGGGUUUUGGAUACUUCCAUUGACUAUGAAAACUGUAAAUUAAGGAAAAGGCAAAACUUUAAACAUUAUUUUUUAUAAAAGACUUUAAAAUAUUAACAUCACUUGAAAUAAAUUGAAAAAAAAAGUGAAUGAUUUCUUCAUACUGUGACAAAAAAGUAUCUGCAUAAGUCCAUGAGUCAUAUUCAAGUGCUCCUUGUUCCAUAAACCGGGAGCAUCUAGGAUAUUUCGUUAAAAAUAAUUCAGACUCAGCUGCUUUAUCUUGCAGAGCUCCCUGUGCUAGGUGAGCACAUUCAUUAUGCAUUCACACACUAGGAUCUUGCAGUAGCAUCACCUGCUACCAUAUGGAAAUCACUAUUUCCUCUUUGGAACCCAAAGAUUGUUACUCACUGACUAAGAUGCUACUGUCGGAGUAUUUGAGUGUCGGUGGAAAGGAUCCUAGGGACAGGAAUGAAGCAGGAUAAAUUGCAAACUCCUUAGCCCUUCACCAUCCAGUCUCUAGCCUUGUCUCUUCCACCCUGCAUACCACACCCCGCAGUGUGGCUCACCACAAGUCAGCUGAAGUUCUUUUGUUCCUGCUGUGUCUAGCACUCACCAUUUGAUAUUGUUAUUGUCUGUUCAUCUGGCAAUCUCUCCCCCACUGGACUGUGGAUCCCAAGAGACCAGAACUGCAUCUUAGUCAAUGUAGUUUCCCCAGUGUCUAGCACAUUUCUUGGCACAUUAAGUGAUGCUCAGUAGUUACUGUUGAUGAUUAAAUGAUGCCUAAGAAUUCCCAGAGAUGUCUAAGAAAGGUAAGUGUUAAAAAGAUCAGCUCUCCAUGCUUUUCUGAGCUGGUCACUUUGCUUGUCAAGGUUAGUAUUUGCUGAGUACCAACUCUGUGCUAGGAGCUCAGCAUGCUGGGAUUUAGGGUCUCCUUGGAAGAAGGGUGGAGGUAAAGAGGUUUUGAUUACUAUCUUGCUUCUCUAGUUUCCUAGUGAGGUUGGGGUAGGGUGUCAUGAUGUGACUAUAUCCCUGAAGUGAUUAGGUUUCUUUCUCUUACCUGGCCCAUGUUUUCAUCACAAGAAAUUGAGCUGUGGUCAUGAAUAGCCAACAGGUUGAUUCUUAACCGUUUUGUCUCAGGCAGGGAAACCAAAACUAGAAACAGACAGCAAAAAGCAGUGAGCAAAUGUAGUAUUGAGAAAGUUUUGGAUUAGGAAUACUUAUCUUUUGGUGGAGAGCUAAAAGGCUGCAUUUCCUGAAAGUCUCACCAUUGAAGCAGUAUUCUAGUAUUGGUCCCUAAGUGGCGCAAAUGGUUGAGCGCUGGACUAGUAACUGUAAAGGUUGGCAGUUCAAACCCACCUAGAGGUGCCUUGAAAGUAAGGUCUGGCGAUCCACUUCUGAACUAUCAGCCUUGCGGUCCUAUGAAGCGGUUCUACCCUGCAAACACGGGGUCACCAUGAAUCAGAAUUGAUUCGAUGGCAGCUAACAACAGCAGGUAGAGCAGGAAGGAGUUGUGUGUGGCAACAGUAAGCUCCAUGGGGGUAAGGACUGCAAUACCAACUCUAAUCCUAGAAUCUAACACAGGGCAUGAUGGAUAGUAGGGGUUCAGUAGAUAUUUGAAUAAUGAAUGGCCUCUCAUUUCGCUCCUUUCUGGGAAUUCUGCCAUCUGAUUGGUGGAGGGCUUGAUGAGAUUUGAGUGCUAUCAGUUGGGAGUUUUUUGGGUCCCCUUCCCUUAAAUAUUAACCUUUUCCAGAGUAUGAGUUGAGGAUUCGUCCCAGAAGUAACAAUGGUUCAUGUCCACAGUGAUUCCAAAUAUUAUCAGAAUCUUCUGGAGACCAACAGUUCUCAAAGUUACUGUGCAGUAGAAUCACCUGGAGGGUAUGUUAAAGUACAGAUGGCUGGGCUCCCCUCCCCCCAAGUUUCAGAAUGUUGUAUUUAAUUUGACAAAUUCAGAAGGUCUGAGAUGGGGCCUGAUAGUAGCAUUUCCUUUAGGUUUUUAGUGACUUUUAUUCAGACUUGAGGAAUAAGCAGGUACUGAAAAGUAGGAUGAGGCAAAGAUUAAUAAGUGAUUAAAAAAAACUGUCUAGGCACUACACACAUAACAGUUACUAAAAUAACUUGAAAAUUGCAAAAAUAUAUUUACUUGUUCUACAAAUAUUUAUUGUACUUCUAACAUGUGCCAACUUCUAGAGUUUGAUAUUUAAUGUUUGAGUGAAGUUUAAUAUUUAACUUGUCUGGACUAAAUAUGAAUUAAGCUGGAAGACAGCCCAGGAGAUCAUUAUGAUGCAUAUCAUACUAGACAAUGAAAAUCUAAUUGUGAGUAGUCAUGUACUAAAAGAAGGCCUUGAAUUAUUCUUGUUCAGUUGGGAGUAUCAUUGAUAGAUUUGUUUUCAGAUCUGAAACUUGCUAUCAAAGCAUAUAAUUUUAUCCUACUGUUUAUCAUCUUAAUCACAAAUAAUUUUAUUGUUCUAUUGAUGACUGAUCUAAUAAGUUUGACAUUAUUUAUCAGUUUAAUUAGAAAGAACACUUUCUCAGCUUCAAAAUAAAGGUAUUCUUGAUCUUUCAUCUUAAUCUUUCAAGAUGAAAACAUUCCUCACUUUUAACAGUUACUCAGAAACAUCUUUGUAGUAUUCUGGAAAACGGAUGGCAAAUUUCAAAAUUAGAAAUAACUGACUCGUGAAGAAUCAAUAUCUAUAGUUUUCAAAAUUAAUUUUUUUCUCAACAUUUAAGGCAAGUCAGCAUUCUAAGUAGCUUGGAACAUCUUUUUCUAUAGUAUUAGAACACGCUUUAGUGACAUAUAAAAUACAUAUUUUUUCUAGUAGCCUAUCCAUAUAAAGCAAUUAGGGACAUUUUCUGGGCCUUAUCCUGUUUGCUGCAUGUAAUCUUGGUCUUGCUGUCACCUUCUAUCUAAUUACACAUUCUGUAAAAUAGACUGGCAACUGGCCUCCAUCAGAGGGGUGAUGGGAGAACUUAUCUACUCUGGUCUGUCUAGGAAUGUGAAGAACCAAAUUCUUCCCAAUGGAAUUGCAGUAAUUAUUUUAAACUCUUUCAUCCUCUACAGUUCCCAACACUGCUGAAUGGCCACAUGCCAGUGCCAAUCCCCAGUCUGGACAGAGCUGCUUCUCCAGUACUGCUUUCUUCCAGCUCUCAGAAAUCCUGAUGAUGUCCAGCCGCAAUUAAGGACUCAUCAAUGGAAGAAACAAAUUUUUCCCCAUGGACUAGUUUACCUGUGUCAUGAGAAGGACAUUGUGAAACCCUCUGUUAAUAUGGUUUGCACUUUUCAUAACAUGGAUAGUCUAGAUUUAUGUUAGCAUUUUUAAAACUGUUUUUUAUAUUCAAGUAUAUAUGAAAAUCUGUUUUGCAUUAAAUGAAUUUUAAUUUUUUUUUUUUUAAUAUCCUCUUAGCUCUUAAGUGUUGAACACUGUUGACAGUGAAGAACUUUCUUAAUGGGUUUCAGUGUGACUAAUAAGGAUGUGAAGCUUGUUUUCCCUUUAAUUCUGCAUAUGCUGAACUGUGCUUACAGACACUAUAACCAGCUGUGCCUUCCUUCGCAGUUUUAUGUAAAUGAUUUAUAUAUUUUUUAGUAUUAAGAGAAUGUUUGAAAGACAAAAAAUUAGUAUCAAACAACUCUCUAGUAGAAUUUCAUUAUUUUUCAAAAGUAGGCAAUAUGAAAGCAUAUUCAUAUUACUUUUUCUUUUGUGCUUUCAAUUGUAUAAGAAUUGCCUUAGAACCUCUUUUGGACUGAAAUCCAGUAAAUGUAAUGUCCAAGUGAUGUUUUUAUAAGAACAAACUAAGCCAUAUUUAGACAAUAAACAUUCAUAAAAGUAAAUGUUCUAAAGUGCAUUUUUUUCAAAACUGAAUUUUGAAAGGCUAGCCUCCCAGCUGUUUACAGCAUCUUUUAUACUCCUCCUAAACAAAAACUUGAGAUGGAAAAGCUACAUCAAGUUCACUCUAUCCAUGCUCCUAGACUUUACUUGGUUAACGUGUUCUUAUUUUAAAUAACCAGCCCACGUGCCCCCAGGUUUCCAUAAAGAAUCACAUCCCUUUCAUAUAUUUACUGUGUCAAUAAAGGGGUUAGGUUUUCUCUAAACCCCUGGAACCAUGAUUAACAUUUAAAGAGCUAAUGCUUUAGAAGAGGCUCCAGACUGGUGAUGAAUACAAGCAAGCAAGAAACAGUUCUGUAACACUGACCACCAAUUUCGUAACACUGACUACCUCCAGGUGUACAGGUAUAGCCUUGCUUGUGGAAACUGAGAGGUAGGACACUUUGCUGUAUGUAUUUAUUACUAAAUUUAUGGUGGAGAUGAAGGAAACCUGAUAAAAGAAAAAGAAAAUUCUUUAGGAACCUCAUCAUUGUGGAAAUGAACUGGCUGAUUAUGUAACAAUUUGUAACACUGUGCAGUAAAUUCUUCUGUGUAGUGUAGUUUACAGCAUUGAUAAUAGAAACAUAUUUUCUCUUCCUUCAAAAAAUCAGCAGGUACCACUCUAUAGAAGAACCGUUCUGUACUCAAAGUAGGAAAGUUCUAACACAAGAUAAGAGAACUGGAAAGUGCCCAGUGCUUUAAAUUCAAGAUUAAACCAACCAGUUGCCAUUGAGUUGACUCUGACUCAUGGAAACCCCAUGUGUGUCAGAGUAGAACAAUGCUCCAUUGAAUUUUCAAAGUCUGAUUUUUCAGAAGUAGAUCGGUGGGCUUUUCUUCCGAGGCACUUCUGGGUAGAAUCAAAGUUCCAACCUUUCAGUUAGCAGCUGAGUGUGUUAACCAUCUGUACCAAUUAGGGAUUCUUAAAUUCAAGAUUAGGUUAAGUAUAAUCCUUAACUACAGGUAGUAGAAACCAAUGUGAAAUGUGGCUAAACAAUUAAUUGAAUUUUCACACUAAAAUUUUGUUAUAAUACUUGCAAAGUUUGAUAUUUUCAAUUGGAAGUGGGCAUCUGUGGGGGGGGGGCUAUGUGACCUUCACUGAGGGUAAAAAUCCAAACACUCUAAUAUGCGUCUUUGACUAUAAAGUAAUGGGGCUGGUUCCAACAUUCACAGACACUACUAUCACCCUCCUCAUAGGCUCAGGGUAAUUCUGUACUAAAAUGAAAGGAGCUGGUCCAAAACCAAACCAAACCCAUUGCCAUCGAGUUGAUUGACUCAUAGGAGCUGGUCCAGGGAACUGAUAUUCAGCAAACAUAAAAUAUUAGAGCUGGAAGGGGCCUUCGAGAAUACUUCCCACCACCUGUUUACAGAUGAGGACAGGUACACAGGAGAAGCGGCCACACAGUUAAUUGAAAAUAGAACAAGGAUUGGUGCUCAGUCUAGUUCUGUUUCUGAUGCCUAGCUAUAAUUAAGAUUGGCCCAGAACAGUACAUUAGGUAGAAAAACCAGAGCAAGAUACAGGAUUAAAAAAAAAUCUUUUUAUCAGAUAAAAGAACAUAUCUUAAAAUGUAAGAUUCUUUUACAGAAGCCAGAAAGUUAAUGCCUAAAAAUCUCAUCCAAAAAUAUUUUCAGUAUAAUUUUUAAAUGUAAAUGCUGACUGGAAAUAUUCAAAAGACUAUAAAUCUGAUUCUUGUUUUUUCUUUCUCCAAAUACUGAUUAAGUGUAUACUCUAGAUAUAUUAGAAAUGGAAAAAAUACCAUUUUUGAUGGAUAAAAAAAUUCACUAUAACCUACACAGAGAACUGGAGCUAUUGAAUUAUAACCCGGACAGCUUUACCCUAUUCUUUUUUUUUUUAAAUAGAAGUCUUUUAGUCAGAAAAUAGGUUCCAAAGAAUAUAUUAAAUAACUUUGUUUUUCUUUUUACAUGUCUACUUGAUCAGUGUUAAACUGCUAUGGCUAAAGUAUUAUAAAACUAUAAUCUGAACGUUGGUCUCUUUGUACACAUCUUUUCUAUGACUGCAAAUCUUCAUUCACUUUCAUAUAUGUAUCAUUUUUAUUGUUGUAUUAUUUUUGUUCAAUAAAUACUUUGUGAUAAAAGGCUUAA